Messenger RNA from Corticium candelabrum, 1589 nucleotides. Its product is annotated as lipid storage droplets surface-binding protein 1-like. The record is from RefSeq and is a predicted model, not a curated record. The transcript is spliced from 7 exons. The coding region runs from base 66 to 1421 and encodes 451 amino acids. NCBI's taxonomy places the organism in Eukaryota, Metazoa, Porifera, Homoscleromorpha, Homosclerophorida, Plakinidae. Gene Ontology annotation, biological process: positive regulation of triglyceride storage; lipid storage. Gene Ontology annotation, cellular component: cytosol; lipid droplet.
UUCAUUCUUUCGCGUUUGUGCCACUUCUCAUCAGUGUUUCUGCUGACCGUUGGAGCGUUCGAGUCAUGUCGAUUGAAGUGCGUGAAGAGGGUAUCGUUACUCGCGUCACCAACCUGCCAGUCGUGAGCCUCGCCGUUGAGCGAAUUGGCGCCUGGUAUGGAGGAGCAAAGAAGGCUCCUCUUCUCGGCCACGCUUUGAGAGCUGCCGAAAACGCUGCCGGAAAGGCAGUCCAAGUUGCCCAGCCUGUCGUGAAUCGACUUCCCACUGACAAGGUGGAUUCUAUCCUUUGUCGUACACUGGAUACGCUGGAAGCAAAAGUUCCUCUGGUGAAGGAGACUCCCGAUGAGAUGCUCCUUCGUAGCAAGGUGUUUGUAUCUGAAAAUGCCACUGCCCUCAAGGAGUCCUUUCAAAGCAGGGUGGCAUCUGUCCAGCAGAGCCUUAGCGACAAGGCUACUGCUGUGAGUGAGCUUCGUAUGGUCCAAGCUGUUGUCGUUCCUGUCAAGAGUGGCCUGGAUUCUGCCAUUUCUAUCAGUGAAAAUGCUGUCGAGUACUUUCUUCCUGAGAACACAGAUGAUGAAGACGACGACGACAGCGAUGACGACCUGGACGACAAAGAUGAGGAUGACGAUGCUGAUGAGGAAUCAAGCAACAAGGAUAGUAAGGACAAGACCGGGUAUGUCAGUCGAGUGGGAAUAAUUUCCCAAAAGCUGAGGAAGAGAUUAUACAAGCGAGCCCUUCAGCAGAUCAGGCACGCACAAACCAGGACCAAGGAGGCAUUGGAAAAGCUCAAGUUCAAUGUCGACUUGAUCCAGUAUGCUGAAGAGAACCUUGGGUAUCCUGGGAAAGUGAUCAGUCAGAGUGCCAAGACAACACAGGCUGCAUUUUGGGCUGUGGUUUCUCCUGACGAGGAAGGAGAAGGAGAAGGAGAUGAGGACACGUCAAGUGAAAGUGGUAAAAUGGCUGAUUCAAGCAAGGCAGUUUCUGUUGUCCGCUACCUUGCCAAGAGAGUGCGAGGUGGGUAUCAAGCAAUGGCACGUGCGACUGAGUAUCUUCCGUCUGGUCUUCACACUCUUAUCGAUUCUGUCAAACAAGGAGCCGCUCAUACUAUGGAAUUACUGCAUGUUGUCUCACAGCUGAAAUCACAGCCUGGCGAAGAUGCCAGUACGUUAUCUCGUAUUUCAAAUUUGGUGGGUCUUCUUCUUGCUGCUUCGGAGUAUGUUGGUCAACGUGUUUCAUCACUGCUGAAGAGUCCUCAGGAUGAUGAAGCGGAGGAAUUUCAGUCAUCGACGCAGUUUACCGUCCGAGCAAGCUGGCCGUUGUUGAAGAAGUCAAACAAGCCGCCAUCUCUGGAUACCGCACAAAGUGAAGACGAAGAGAUGGAGGAAGAUGACGAUGAGGACAAGCGUGAUAGUGAUAAUUGAAGCUGGUACUGAACCUCUCACACUGUUAGUUGUGUUACUAUGAACUGAAAGUUGCAUAUUAGCAACCUGUAGUGCAGUUGUUGUGAUUGAUGAUACAGUGCAAUGAAAUACGUUGUGUUAGCUGAAUUCCAUUACUGGGUCAUCAUAACAGAUGUUGUUUGCGCUUCC